Messenger RNA from Acanthopagrus latus (yellowfin seabream), 1980 nucleotides. It is a transcript of the gene vamp8, whose product is annotated as vesicle-associated membrane protein 8 (endobrevin). Gene Ontology annotation, biological process: vesicle-mediated transport; vesicle fusion; SNARE complex assembly. Gene Ontology annotation, molecular function: SNAP receptor activity; syntaxin binding. The record is from RefSeq and is a predicted model, not a curated record. Gene Ontology annotation, cellular component: SNARE complex; plasma membrane. Lineage: Eukaryota; Metazoa; Chordata; Actinopteri; Spariformes; Sparidae. Bases 189 to 560 code for a protein of 123 amino acids. The transcript has 3 exons.
UGAAGCGAAGGAAUUCAGUUUGAAGGAAAAAAAACAACAACCAGGAAGUUGAAGCGAGGAGGAAACGAAGUCCGUGUGGAGGAGCAUCAAACUCUGAGGAGGUUUUAAUCCGCUUAUAAAGUCCAGUUCCAGUCCGGAGGAACCAGGUUCGGCGGGUUCGGCUGACAAAGAGGACUGCUUCCAACAAAAUGGACAUUGAUCCGGAGCGAGGAGAGGCGGCGGAGCCGGUGCCGAAGGACAAGGUGCAAACGUUGAGGGAUCAGGUAGACGGAGUGAAGAACAUCAUGACGGAGAACGUGGACCGGAUCCUGGCCCGCGGAGAGAGACUGGACGACCUCAUGGACAAGUCGGAGGACCUGCAAGCAGGGGCUCAGCACUUCAAGCAGACGUCUCAGAAAGUGGCUCGCUCCUACUGGUGGAAGAACGUCAAGCUGGUCGUGGUCAUCGUGGUGGUCGUCCUCAUCAUCGUCCUCAUCAUCAUCCUGCUGGCCACCGGAGUCAUCCCCACCAGCGCCCCUGUGCCUCCUAUAGUCCCUCCCACCCCCAAGACUAGUCCAUAAACACACACACAUGAUGCACAUAUAGACGUAAUUAAAUCACAAACAAACGCAUUCCUUUUUGCACAGAAUACAAAGUAAUAUAUAGACUCGAGCAUAUCACUGCUGUCGGGUGAAACCUCUGUCUUAGUUUAUCGGAGGUCAAGGACUUCAUGCUUUGGUUGAAGGAACUUUAAUAACAAUUUUGAAAUCAUUUUUAAACGCACAAAUCAGCGUAGCCAUUUUAUGAUUUGGGUCUGCAGACAGUCUGAGGCGUUCACCUGACAGCAGCAUGAAAACACUCACUGUUCAUCACGUUGUUUCACCACCAGCGGUUCAGUUCGUCACUUCAGCGUGUGCGUGGAUGGAAACGAUGAAUUUGAAUGAGAUAUGCACCUUUUUUUUUUUUUUUUUUUACCAUGGAUUGUUUGUGUAGUUAAAAAAAAAAAAAAGAAGAAGGAGAAGAAAUUUGUUGCUGACAAUGGACGAAUCUGUAACAGUUUUUAGGUCACGAGAUAUUUAACAAAAGAUUUGUUACCAUUUGUGUCACUUUUCAAAGUGCCUGCAGUUACUUCAAAGAAGACAAUCUAGAAAAAAAAAUAUCAUUCUGUUGGAUUUUUUGUUUAAAUGUCGCUGGUGUUGAGGCCUUGUGUUGUGUUGAUGUCGGUACGAAGGUGUUAACGACUCAGCAUUUGCAGUUACAGUUUUUUCUACUCGACAACAGAACCGCUUAGUAAAACACAAAAUUUGUAGAUUUGUACAUCUGUGCUGUGCAGCACCAUCGAUCAUGUUCACUUUUCCCUCACUGUGUUGAACUCUUCCGCAGUUUAAAUGUGUGUCUUUGGUGUUUUGGAUUCAGCUGUUAAAGGUCGCCUGGUGUCGGAGGAUCAGACUCUUCCAGCCAACCAGCUGAGAGCGAAAUCAUUUCCAGCCCCUCCGGUUCCUCCUGCAGGGUUCAGCUCGACCCUCACAGCUUAUUCCUAGAAAAAAAUGUUCCCCUGUCCACCUUUUCUCUGCUGUUACAUUAGCAGUUCAGCUUAAACGGGGUCAAAAUCAUUCCCAUGAUGAAAUGUAAAUACAUCCUCUCCUUUGUGUAUAUUUGCAGCAACCAGCGUGUUGAAGUUCUUUUUAGAGGAUAUUUAUUUAACGCUUAACGUCGGUCCUGUUCUCUUUCUUUCUUUUUUUCUAAUCACUCAUCCACACUGAUUUAUUAUGAAGAGAUGGUACAGAUCAAUCACUCUGCUGUGAAUCAUUUUCUAGAAGGACGGUUAGAAAACUGUUCUCUCUCUCACACUGACCUGAUCAGUGCAGCGUGAGAUGUCUUCAACUCGAAUUCCUGCUAAUUUCUGAUUAACAGAACUCUGGAAGCUUCUUUUUUCCUGAUUGUUUUGUGGUAUUUAGCGGUUUUAACUGUCUGAUAUGAAAUAAAUAGUAUUUACCUUCA